AGCUGGAGCAGCUCUGGAGCAGCUCUGGAGCAGCUUUGGAGCAGCUUUGGAGCAGCUUUGGAGCAGCAUGGCCUCUGGCUGCGUGCUGCAGAUCACCGGGCUGAUUUUCGGCGGCGUGGGCAUGGUGGGCACGCUGGCGGCCACGGCCAUGCCGCAGUGGAGGGUCUCUGCCUACGUGGAGGGCAACAUGGUGGUGUUUGAGAGCAUCUGGGAGGGGCUGUGGAUGGACUGCAUCAGCCAGCUGGGCCUCAGGCUGCAGUGCAAGUUCUACGACUCGCUGCUGGCGCUGCCGCCGGGGGGGGGGGGGGGGGGGGGGGGGGGGGACGACUCGCUGCUGGCGCUGCCGCCGCCGCUGGAGGCCUUCCGGGCCCUGAUGUGCCUGGCGGUGGGGCUGGCCGUGCUGGCCUUCCUGCUGGCCAUCGCGGGCCUGCAGUACGGCCAGCGGGGCCGCAAGGGGCCCCGGGCCGGCGGCCCCCUGCUGCUGGCGGCCGUGUGCUCUCCAACACUCAACCCCCACCGUAAAAGCGACUAA
Messenger RNA from Ficedula albicollis (Collared flycatcher), 532 nucleotides. RefSeq names its product claudin-17. Gene Ontology annotation, cellular component: bicellular tight junction; plasma membrane. The record is from RefSeq and is a predicted model, not a curated record. NCBI's taxonomy places the organism in Eukaryota, Metazoa, Chordata, Aves, Passeriformes, Muscicapidae. The transcript has 2 exons. The coding region runs from base 68 to 532 and encodes 154 amino acids. Gene Ontology annotation, biological process: bicellular tight junction assembly; cell adhesion. Gene Ontology annotation, molecular function: structural molecule activity.